Molecule: messenger RNA, 987 nt
Organism: Debaryomyces fabryi
Lineage: Eukaryota; Fungi; Ascomycota; Pichiomycetes; Serinales; Debaryomycetaceae
Gene: LYS9
Product: saccharopine dehydrogenase (NADP+, L-glutamate-forming)
Exons: 1
Coding region: 1-987 (328 amino acids)
Cellular component (GO): cytoplasm
Molecular function (GO): saccharopine dehydrogenase activity
Source: RefSeq, a predicted model, not a curated record
AUGAAUGAAAUUGGUUUAGAUCCAGGUAUCGAUCACUUGUAUGCGGUGAAGACUAUUGAAGAAGUUCACCAAAAGAACGGUAAGAUUAAGUCAUUCUUAAGUUACUGUGGUGGUUUGCCAGCUCCAGAAAAUUCCGACAAUCCUUUGGGUUACAAAUUCUCUUGGUCCUCUAGAGGUGUCUUAUUAGCCUUGAGAAAUUUCGCUAAAUAUUGGAAAGAUGGUAAGGUCGUCGAUGUUAAGUCUGAAGAUUUAAUGGCUACUGCCAAGCCAUACUUUAUCUACCCAGGUUUUGCCUUCGUUUGUUACCCAAACAGAGAUUCUACCACUUACAAGGAAUUAUAUAACAUUCCAGAAGCUGAAACUGUUAUCAGAGGUACCUUAAGAUUCCAAGGUUUCCCUGAAUUCGUUAAGGUUUUAGUAGACCUUGGAUUCUUAAAGGAUGAUGAAUCUCCUAUUUUCAGCAAGCCAAGUGCCUGGAAGGAUGCUUUAGCUGCUUUAAUUGGUGCUAAAUCUUCUGAAGAAAAGGAUUUAGUUGCUAAGAUCUCUGAAGUCGGUACUUUCAAGAGCGAAGAAGACAAAGAACGUAUUUUGUCUGGUUUGAAAUGGUUAGGAUUAUUCUCUGACAAACAAAACACACCAAGAGGUAACCCAUUAGAUACCUUAUGUGCUACUUUAGAAGAAAAGAUGCAAUAUGAAAAGGGAGAAAGAGAUUUGGUUGUCUUACAACACAAGUUCGGUAUUGAAUGGGCCAAUGGUGAAACCGAAGUUAGAACUUCUACUCUUGUUGACUACGGUAACCCAGAUGGCUACUCUUCGAUGGCUAAGUUAGUUGGUGUCCCAUGUGCAGUUGCUACCCAACAAAUUUUAGAUGGUACCUUAAGUAUCAAGGGUUUAUUAGCCCCAAUGUCCUCUGACAUUAACGACCCAAUUAUGAAGACCUUAAAGGAUGACUAUGGUAUUUAUUUAGUUGAAAAGACUGUUGGUUAA